Molecule: messenger RNA, 1445 nt
Organism: Aureobasidium pullulans EXF-150
Lineage: Eukaryota; Fungi; Ascomycota; Dothideomycetes; Dothideales; Saccotheciaceae
Exons: 3
Coding region: 1-1314 (437 amino acids)
Biological process (GO): secondary metabolic process
Cellular component (GO): cytoplasm; cytosol
Molecular function (GO): hydrolase activity; carboxy-lyase activity
Source: RefSeq, a predicted model, not a curated record
AUGGUGCCUCCGAUGAUUACUCUAGAGGAGCACUACCUCUCUCAAAAUGUCCGCAAGCAUCUCGCCGACACAGGGCGCGAGGAUCCAUAUGCACAAUUCCCUAAGCCUCUGAUUGACAAGCUUACCUCUCUCGGUUCUGACCGUCUUGAGGCCCUGGACAACGGCAAUGUAUCACUGCAAGUACUCUCACAUAGCCCUCUCAAUGCUUCUCCCGACGAGUGCCGCGCGACAAACGACAAUUUAGCAUCCGCAAUCAAAGACCAACCACGCUACGCCGCGUUUGCUUUGUUACCCAUGGCUUCUCCCUCUUCUGCAGCCUCCGAGCUCGAACGCUGCGUGAAACAGCACAAGUUUGUUGGAGCUCUGAUAAACAAUCACUGCAAUGGUACCUUCUACGAUGGCGAGUCGUUCCGACCCGUCUUUGCGAAAGCCGAAGAACUGGAUGUGCCGAUCUAUAUCCAUCCCACAUUUGCAGCAGAUGAGUGGAUGCCUCACUACCGUGGCAACUUUGGCGAAAAGGCGGCGAUCAUGAUGAGCAUAGCAGCUUGGGGCUGGCAUUCUGAGACUGGGCUUCACGUUCUGCGUCUCUGGGCAUCUGGGCUUUUCGACGAAUACCCAAAGUUGAAGAUUAUCAUUGGUCACAUGGGUGAGAUGUUACCCUAUCAGCUCGAUCGUAUCAUAUCAACCUCCGCAUCUUGGGCACCAGACAACAAGCGAGGCCUUGAACAAGUGUGGAAAGAAAACUUUUGGAUCACGACUUCUGGAAUGUUCAGCUUGGCGCCCUUGAGCUGUUUGCUAAGGAUGUGUGAAAGAGACAGAAUCUUAUACUCUGUUGACUAUCCGUUCAGUGGCAAUGAGAAGGGGUUGAAGUUCAUUGAGGAGGUCGAGUCGAGCGGUAUGUCUCUUUCUCCUCUCAAUCACGUACUACAAACGCCGACUUGUAAUUCUCUCCUCAAUCUUAUGUCAACAUUCUUCCCCACCAUGCUCCCAUCAAUUCUCAAGCCAACAAGACAAGAUGAAAUACAAAUCACACCAUCGCCAAACAUGAACAACAUCGAAAACAGCAUCAUCGAAAACUGCCGCUACCUUCACCCCGAGAAAGUCAACUUCAUGCUCGUCACUUCUUCCUACAGCGGUCUCCACGGCGCCCACAUCGUCGAGCGCCCUCAAGACGGAGGAAAACGCCUCAUGUCAUCGAGCUUCCGCACUACCACAGAAAAGGCUCUCAAAGAGUUGCUGGAGCAAGUCGAGGGUGAAGUGUACAGAAGACUCUAUGGAUACGGAGGGUUGAAGGUCAGAGAGUUGGGAAAGUGAGCCUGGCAGAUCUUAUACAGUCAGAUGAGCAGAGCAGGCUAGUUUUCUUCACUGUCGCUGUGCUUUACAUCACUUCCAUACUCUCACGUUUAAUUGGAUUUUGUACUUUUAUCUGAUCUUUCCAAACAAUG